Molecule: messenger RNA, 1651 nt
Organism: Malurus melanocephalus (red-backed fairy wren)
Lineage: Eukaryota; Metazoa; Chordata; Aves; Passeriformes; Maluridae
Product: aldo-keto reductase family 1 member B1-like
Exons: 10
Coding region: 28-981 (317 amino acids)
Cellular component (GO): cytosol
Molecular function (GO): aldose reductase (NADPH) activity
Source: RefSeq, a predicted model, not a curated record
GGCGGGCCCGGCACGGGCACAGCGGCCAUGGCGGCGAUGGCGCGGUCCGUGCGCCUCGGGGCUGCCGCCAGCGCGCCCCUCAUGGGGCUCGGCACAUGGAAGUCCCCCCCAGGUAAGGUAACAGCGGCAGUGAUGGCUGCCAUCGAUGCCGGGUACCGCCACUUCGACUGCGCCUAUGUGUACCAGAAUGAGAAGGAGGUUGGGGACGGGAUCCAGCGGAAAAUCAAGGAAGGKGUUGUGAAACGGGAGGACCUCUUCGUCGUCAGUAAGCUGUGGUGCACCUUUCAUGAGAAGUCUCUGGUGAAGGGAGCCUGCCAGAAGACUCUUGCAGACUUGAAGCUGGAUUAUCUGGAUCUCUACCUUGUGCACUGGCCUUUUGGGUUCAAGGCAGGAGAGGAGCUGUUYCCUGUAGAUGACAAAGGCAUGGCUAUCCCCAGCAACACWGAURUUCUACAGACGUGGGAGGCCAUGGAAGMGCUGGUGGAUGCUGGCCUGGUAAAAGCCAUUGGAAUCUCCAACUUCAACCGUGAGCAGACUGAAAGAAUCUUGAACAAGCCAGGACUGAAGCACAAGCCUGCAAAUAACCAGGUUGAGUGUCAUCCAUACCUUACCCAGGAGAAGCUGAUUGACUACUGCCACUCCAAAGGGAUCACUGUGACAGCGUACUGUCCCCUUGGACGUCCUGACGGUUCCAAGCCAGAAGCACCUUCCCUUCUGGAUGACCCCAAAAUCAAAGAGAUUGCAGCCAAGCACAACAAAACCCCAGCACAGGUUCUCCUUCGCUUCCAGAUUCAGAGAAAUGUGAUUGCAAUUCCCAAGUCUGUCACCCCACAGCGCAUUGUGGAGAAUUUCCAGGUGUUUGACUUUGAACUGACUAAAGAGGAGAUGGCAACCCUUCUCAGCUUAAACAGAAACUGGAGGAUCUGUGAAAUGGUCACGUGUAAAAAUCACAAGGAGUACCCUUUCAAUGCAGAAUACUGAAGAUGGUUUUGUCCUGCCUCCAGAGUCUAAUGAGCUUCUACCAUUGCCUCCARUUGUGCACUAUGUAGCUUACACACUGUAUCUCUCCUGCCAGCAAAAGCACAGGAUCUGUGUUCGGUGACUUCGGGUUUUUUUUUUCUUUGGUGGAAGAAAAUAGUACAUUUGUUCUGAAGAACAAGAUAUAGGCCAUGAUAAUUCUCAUUACAUGAGUGUCUCUGUAUGGCUGAAAUAACAAAGAGAAAACAGAAGAAUGAACUAGCAACUGAUUUUACAUUCUGUCUUGCUUCAACACCACAUAAGGCUGCAGGGUUAAGGAUAUGUGAGUGCAGGAGAAAGAUCCAUCUUGAAACUACAUAAUCACUGCCUGAAGAUAAAAGACAAUUAAUAACUUUAUUUCUAGAGCGCAGCCCAAAGCUUUCUGGGAAAGAAGAAUGAAUGGGAGAAGUGUCCAGACCUACAAAUGCAUACCAACUCCUACUGGGCCUUAUUUCAGUCACAUUUUUUUACAGGCUGAAACCGAACAGAGGUUAGUGUUCAAUUUCAUUCUUAAACAAAAUAAAAAUGUUUGGAUUACUGUUUGCUUGGAAGUUCUGUUCUAAGGCUAAAAUUAACAAGCCAAGAAACUUGCACUAUCAAUGUCACUGGAAAUAAACAUCUCUGUUCAAUUUUA